ACGGUUGUGGCCACACCGACGCACAUUUUCCGAAUAAAUCAUUUGUCUGUUCUUGCGGCGGCGGGGCCGAACACGCUUAUUUAUUUUUAAUUUCCUCAACAAGUUUUACCCAGCACUUAUCCAGUGAAACAACUAGGUAACCGUUUCAAGGGAGCAUCCGCUCGGUUAGGAAAUCUCGGACUGAGCAGCUUGUGGAAGCCAGUAUUUGCCACGGCCUCCUUACAUGCUUUGAAGAUCGUUGCGUCUUCCUGUAACUACCAGUGUGCGCGGAAUCCCACUCAAGGAACGUCUUGGUCCAGCGAUGCAAAGAACUGAAGUUUCAAGCUGGAAGAGACUGUAUUGUCCUCAUUACAGUAUAGAAGAAUUCAAGAUAGGAGAGAGAGGCAGCAGCGAAUGAAGACUGUAAAAGAAAAGAAGAAGGAACGUCAAAUAUUGAGAAAAUCUGCCAAGACAAGGAGGGUAACCCAGAGGAAGCCUUCUUCAGGGCCUGUUUGCCGGCUAUGUCUUCGAGAACCUGGGGAUCCUGAAAAAUUAGGGGAAUUUCUUCAGAAAGACAAUCUCAGUGUGCAUUAUUUCUGUCUUAUUCUAUCUAGCAAGCUGCCUCAGAGGGGCGAGUCCAACAGAGGUUUCCAUGGAUUCCUGCCUGAAGACAUCAAAAAGGAGGCAGCCCGGGCCUCUAAGAAGAUCUGCUUUGUGUGCAAGAAAAAGGGAGCUGCCAUCAACUGCCAGAAGGAUCAAUGCAUCAGAAACUUCCAUCUUCCUUGUGGCCAAGAAAGGGGUUGCCUUUCACAAUUUUUUGGAGAGUACAAAUCAUUUUGUGGGAAACACCGCCCAACACAGGACAUCCAACGGGGGAAUGUGGGGGAGGAAAGCUGUGUCUUGUGUUGUGAAGACUUAUCCCAAGCAAGUGUUGAAAACAUCCAGAGUCCAUGCUGUAGCCAAACUAUCUACCACCGCAAGUGCAUACAGAAAUAUGCCCACACAUCAGCAAAGCAUUUCUUCAAAUGUCCACAGUGCAACAAUCGAGAAGAGUUUCCUCAAGAAAUGCUAAGAAUGGGAAUUCAUAUUCCAGACAGAGAUGCUGCCUGGGAACUCGAGCCCGGGGCUUUCUCGGAGUUGUAUCAGCGCUAUCAGCACUGUGAUGCCCCCGUCUGUCUGUAUGAACAAGGCAGAGACAGCUUUGAGGACGAAGGGAGGUGGCGCCUCAUUCUGUGUGCUACAUGUGGAUCCCGUGGAACCCAUAGGGACUGCUCCUCUCUCAGAUCCAACUAUAAGAAAUGGGAGUGCGAGGAGUGUGCGCCUGCUGCUGAAGCCACAGACUACACACCUGAAAACUCAGGUGAGAUCCCCUGUUGCAGUAACACCUUCCACUCCAGGGGGCAUUUCUGCAGAGACACCGGCCUCGAACAGAAUCCGGGCCCUUCUUGGACUGAUUGGCCAGGAUCUUCCUUAUUAGAAAACCCAGAGUCCUCUGGUGGCAGGAGGAGGGGCCAUUCCUGGCGAUCCAAGGGUGUCAAAAUCACUAAGAGCUGCAAAAAUCCAAGUAACAGUUUCUGAGUGGUCGCUGCGAAGCAUAUUUGGGUACAAAGCUGUGCUCCUCCAUCAGGUUUGGGGGAGGGAGCACUUUGGGACUGUGAGACUAGGGAAGGGGGCCAGCAGUGAGACUCUGAACCAAGGAAAGAGAAGUCCCAGGGGAACAUGAGUCAGAGCAGUCUUGAUGCCAACCACGGAACACAUUUGUGGAUUUGAGAGCGCCUCUGAUCUUUCUGCCCGAUUCCCAGAGGGCCUUUUCUACUCUUCCUGUUCCACCAAGAUUCUUCCACCUAGAUCUGGUUCUCAUAUACCUCUUCUUACUUCACCCACGUUUGUUAUUAUGCAAAUAAAGGUUUUCUCUCCA
Molecule: messenger RNA, 1897 nt
Organism: Hippopotamus amphibius kiboko
Lineage: Eukaryota; Metazoa; Chordata; Mammalia; Artiodactyla; Hippopotamidae
Gene: PHF7
Product: PHD finger protein 7
Exons: 11
Coding region: 394-1557 (387 amino acids)
Cellular component (GO): nucleus
Source: RefSeq, a predicted model, not a curated record